UGUUCUGGUCACCCAAAGGCAGCGUAUUCCUUAGCCUUUGUUUGACACUGGCCGUAAUCGGUGGUUUCUUUUCGACUGUGUUCCUCGUUUCGGCAUACGCAGUUGUCACUUCAGAAUUUCCUAUGCACACGGGUCCUAUUAUCGCUACGAUGGAGUUCUUGUGGGGCGUGGGAAACAUGGUUGGGACAGGUCUUGGAGGUGUGCUAAUUGACGCUUGGGCGUACCCGCUGCCCUUCUUUGUAAUAGCGGCUCUGCUCGGACUUUCACUGCCAUGGACGACAACCUCAAAGAAGCUGUCCGACGUAUCUGUAAAAGAUGCUCGAAAAUCUCCAACAUCCGAACCUCUGAAGAGGCCAAGAGCUUUGUACAAGUUGCUUAUUGAUCCAGUCUUUGUAAUCGACAUGGUUACAGUGAUGAUAAGUUGGAUUAUUAUGGGAUUUAAUGAACCGACGUUGGAGCCACAUCUCAGACAGUUUGGCCUUGAUACUGCGGAACUGGGUGGCGUUUAUAUGGUUCAGUUUGCCAGCUACACAAUAUCGUCCCUUGUUGUGGGCAUUCUGUGUCAAUUAAAGAUGGAUGCAUUUUCCGCUUUUGUGGGGCAAUUUCUUACGGUUUUCGUGUUUCUUUUACAAGGACCAGCGCCAUUUCUUUCAUUUGAAGCAUCUAUGUGGAUGGUUUACCUUUCCCAAGUGUUCACGGGAACAGGCAUGGCUGCUCAGUUUGUUAGCGGCUAUUGCCAUGCACUCAAACACGCAGGGGCAAGAGGAUACUCAGACGAUAUAAAAACGACGUCUUUCAUUUCCACCGUCGUUGUUACAAGUCUUGUCUUCGGGUGA
Messenger RNA from Rhipicephalus microplus (southern cattle tick), 836 nucleotides. Its product is annotated as MFS-type transporter SLC18B1-like. The record is from RefSeq and is a predicted model, not a curated record. Gene Ontology annotation, biological process: transmembrane transport. Gene Ontology annotation, molecular function: transmembrane transporter activity. Lineage: Eukaryota; Metazoa; Arthropoda; Arachnida; Ixodida; Ixodidae.